AUGUUUAAGCAAAGGGCUCUGGAAUUGGGGGUACUAGAGCCUUUCCAAAAAGUUGUUACUGAGGAAGAUUUGAUAAUGCGCCUAGAAAUAGUAGCUUGUGAUUCAACUUGUGCAAAUUGCAGGAUUCCUGACUCCAGCUUCUUCAGUUGUCACGGUUGUGUUGUCAACAUACUGUCGAGGUAUAACAAUCAAGAUAAAAGUCCACACAGGCAAAGACUUGUUUGGAAAUUAUCUUCGCGCACAUUGAAACUUCUUCGACCAACAGAUCGUCUUACAUCACUUCUGCCCACUAUUGAUGAAAAUGGAUGUCUACCAAGGCUUAGAACUGGCAGUGUGAGUUCUGUGGACAGUGAAGAUACUGAAGAUUGGCCCACCAGUCCUCUUGUUCCUGUUUGUGAGCAAUGUUAAUAGAAUUUUUUUGCAAAAUAGAUAUUUAUAUUACAUAAUCAUAUUCACAAAAUCUAUCUGACCAAAGGAGAAUAAUCACUGAAAUUUAAAAAUAUCUAGUAUAAUUUAAGUUGUUGGUAAAUACCAAAUCUCUCGAAAUAUUUUUUAAAUAUUUUGUUUAAAGAAUAAUUUACUAUAGUGAUUAAUGGGCAUAUCUUUUUGUGAUCUUUAUUCAGCACAGAUAGUGAUUAAAAGUGCUGAUGUUUUUUUAAAAAUUUAACUCUUAUUUUAUAAGUGAGUAUGUGUUUAUUUUUUUAUAAAAAGGAGUAAUUCUUAUUUGACGAUGUUUACUAUCUGUCUUAGAAGUUUUAAUGUAUGUUUGAAGAGU
Ctenocephalides felis (cat flea) is the source of this 775-nucleotide messenger RNA. Its product is annotated as cyclin G-like. The transcript has 5 exons. NCBI's taxonomy places the organism in Eukaryota, Metazoa, Arthropoda, Insecta, Siphonaptera, Pulicidae. The record is from RefSeq and is a predicted model, not a curated record. The coding region runs from base 1 to 408 and encodes 135 amino acids.